Messenger RNA from Naegleria lovaniensis, 1362 nucleotides. RefSeq lists its product as uncharacterized. The transcript has a single exon. Gene Ontology annotation, molecular function: ATP binding; proteasome-activating activity; ATP hydrolysis activity. NCBI's taxonomy places the organism in Eukaryota, Heterolobosea, Eutetramitea, Acrasida, Naegleriidae. The coding region runs from base 1 to 1362 and encodes 453 amino acids. The record is from RefSeq and is a predicted model, not a curated record. Gene Ontology annotation, cellular component: proteasome regulatory particle, base subcomplex. Gene Ontology annotation, biological process: proteasome-mediated ubiquitin-dependent protein catabolic process.
AUGGGUAACGUACCAAGCGGAGGACAAAAUCCGUUCAAUCAACUGCCAGGAGCAGGUAAUCAAAAGAAGAAGGACGAUAAGAAGAAAAAGAAGGAAAAGAAAAAGUUUGAACAGCCCACGCCAACUCGUAUUGGUAGAAAGAAGAGGAAAAAGGGUCCACAAAUCGCAGAGAAAUUACCUGAAGUUACUCCAUUAUCAAAAUGUAAACUUAGAUUAUUGCGAUUGGAAAGAAUACAAGAUUAUCUUACAAUGGAGAGGGAAUUUGUUACCAAUCAAGCCAAGCUUUUAUCUGCACAAGAAAAAUCCAAGGAUAUGGAACAAGAACGUAACAUGGUGGACGAACUGAGAGGAUCUCCAAUGGCCGUCGGAACACUUGAAGAAAUUAUUGACGACAAUCAUGCCAUUGUAUCGAGUAGCGUUGGCCCUGAAUUCUAUGUUUCAAUCCUUUCGAUUGUUGAUAAGGAUCAAUUGGAACCAGGAUGCAGUGUCUUGAUGCACAACAGAUACCUUGCUGUAGUUGGUAUUCUUCAGGAUGAAGCUGAUCCAAUGGUCUCUGUCAUGAAAGUCGAUAAGGCUCCACUUGAAUCAUAUUCACAAAUCGGAGGUUUGGAAGAGCAAAUUCAAGAAAUUAAGGAAGCUGUCGAGUUCCCAUUGACUCACCCCGAGCUUUAUGAAGAUAUUGGUAUUAAACCACCAAAGGGAGUGAUUCUUUAUGGUGAACCUGGUACAGGAAAGACAUUGCUUGCAAAAGCUGUCGCUCACCAUACCAGUGCUACAUUCUUGCGUGUAGUUGGAUCAGAAUUGAUUCAAAAGUAUCUUGGAGAGGGUCCAAAACUCGUUCGUGAACUGUUCAGAGUUGCAGAAGAAUUAGCACCAAGUAUUGUAUUUAUUGACGAAAUUGAUGCCAUUGGUACAAAGAGAUUUGACUCUACUUCAGGAGGUGAACGUGAGAUUCAAAGAACUAUGCUUGAAUUAUUGAACCAAUUGGAUGGUUUCGAUUCAAGAGGAGAUGUCAAAGUAAUUAUGGCCACAAACAGAAUUGAAUCUUUGGACACAGCUUUGAUCAGACCAGGUAGAAUUGAUCGUAAGAUAAAAUUCCCAUUCCCUGACAUCAAGACAAAGAAAAAGAUCUUUGAAAUUCACACACGUAAGAUGAACAAGGCAGCAGAUGUAAAUUUGGAUGAAUUCAUCUCCUCAAAGGAUGAACUUUCUGGUGCCGACAUUAAGGCUGUUUGUACAGAAGCAGGUUUACUCGCUCUCAGAGAACGUAGACUUCAAGUGACACAAGAUGAUUUCACCAAAGCCAAGGAAAAGGUUCUGUACAAAAAACAACAAGGUAUUCCAGAAGGCCUCUACAUUUAA